Messenger RNA from Fonticula alba, 1917 nucleotides. RefSeq lists its product as hypothetical. The record is from RefSeq and is a predicted model, not a curated record. The coding region runs from base 1 to 1917 and encodes 638 amino acids. The transcript has a single exon. NCBI's taxonomy places the organism in Eukaryota, Rotosphaerida, Fonticulaceae.
AUGCUCUGGCUGGGCAUCCUCGGGGCCAUCAUGGUGGUCGUGGUCAAUGUCGACAUCGUCCUGACGGUUCUAUCCAACACCCGGCCCGCAGUGGUGGGCUAUCUACUGUUGCUACUUUGGUCCUCAUUGUCGCGCGUGUGGAUGGCCUCCAGGCUGCCCGACCUCUUUGGCCGACGCGGGCUGUCCGUCAUUGCGCCCUUCCUAUUGAUGUUGAUUCUGAUUGUCUGGUCGGCCCUGCUCUGGCUCAGCUGGACCUUCGUUUUCUUCUCCCUCGACAAUGUGGUUCGAAACAGCAGCACCGGCGACCCGGUCAGCAUCAUCACCACCGCCUACUAUGUGGGCUACGUCUUCACCACAGUCGGCCUCGGUGAUGUCCAGGUGGAUACCGACGGAUUCCGGGUGCUGACGGUCAUCGUGGCCUUCAAUGGGAUCCUCUUCUCCUCCCUGGCCGUCUCCUACACCCGUAGCGCGCUGGACGCCUUCCACAGUUGCGCCAAUCUGGCCACGCGCAUCGCGGUCGUCGGCAAGUGGCCACUGGACAUUCUGGAUCUUUAUUGGGACGGGGGUCGCUGGGACCGCGUCGGGCUCAACGAACUAACCCAGGCCGUGGCCUACGAUGCCGCUGCUCUGGCCCCCUAUGUCAAGUCCAGCCUCUUCUCCUUUGGCCUCUUUUCCUACCACAAGUCCCGCAGUGCCCUGGCCAUGAUCGCCGUCUUCCACGAGGCGGUCGUCCUCCUGGAGAAUGUCAUCGACAUCGAGGACAGCGCCGAGGCCGCCAUGUCCGAGUUUCUCAUGAACCAAACGGGCAUGCCCAUCGCCGUGGCCCGGACUCUGGCAUGGUCCGGGGCAUUCCCCCUGAUGGGGGCCAGCAUCCCGCCGCGCUUGCGCGGCUCCCCGGGCUUCCGAGCCAGUGGCCCAUACCCCGAGCAACAGCCCCCUUCAGGAUCGAGCUACCCCGGCGGGCUGCCCUCCUCAGGGUCAGGCUAUGUUGUUGGCCACCAGCCGGUUCCGGGACAGCCGGGCCACGUCGCGGCACCGGGCCACUACAGCUAUCCCACCCCGAUGCCGGGGUAUCCUGCGCCGCCAGCGCCCCUGGCAUCCGGCUAUGGUGGCCACAUUGAUCCCAGUCCAUCGGGACUUGUUGGCCCAAGCACCUCCAGUCUCUCUAUUCGCCCACCACCUCCAGGAUACGGGGCACCGCCGCAGGAGUAUGGCCACUCCCAGCAGCCGCCCUCGCGGCCGGAGGAUAGCGUCCCCUGGGAUACCUCCCACCAGUGGACCAGCCCCGGAGGCCAUGACGACCUGGCUGGGAGCCGCCUUCCGCCCCAUCCACGCCACGAAGGGCCCCCUGGUGGAAUGCCACAUCCUCAACACCAGCCAUACCACCCCAGAGGACACGAAUCUCCGGCCGUCCAUUCGCCGGACCCCCGGUUUGCCGGGCACACACGUCCCCUCUAUCCGGACUUGGCGACUGGCAGCGGCGACCGGUGGUACCCGGCCCCACCGCCGCCACUGCCCGGCGCACACGCCGGCUCCUAUGCGCCACCACCGGUCGGACCUCCGGGCAUGCCGAAUCAGAAGCCGGACAAUGCCACAGCCGACCCGCGAUACCGCCGGCCCACACGACUGCCAGUCAGUCGUGCCAAUCUGGUUCGCCUGUACCGGGCCCUGGACAUGCUGCUCGACACCAUGAUUGACGGGCACUUUGUUCGAUAUUCCCCCGAGAAGCCACCAAUGCCAACCGUGGACUUGGAGCUCCUCCGUGCUCGUGGCUUCCGCCUGCUGGACAGCGCAUACAUCGAGGCCAGCAUGUCCCGUGGACAUGUUCAUCGGCGACGGCAAAUCCUCAUGCGGUCUUUGCACAUCGGGGGCUGGCGCUGGCGGACCAGUGUCUUGGGCAAUCCAGCUGAUGUCUAG